CGACGAGGCUUGAUUCCAUCAAUCUAACACCAACCCAUCAUGGCAGCCGUUGUAGAUCUCCCCUUUGAGCUCCCCGCAGCCCCCUCAUCCUUCAAGCCGUCUGCUCCGGCCAGCAUCUCCAAGCUCGGCCAGGAGACAAUCCUCCCUGCCGGCCCCUCAUACGUCGCCCACACUCGUCGUCAGCUGCGCCAACUCGACUUUGCAGCUGACGAUGCCCAGGAGCAGGCUCGCCUCGACGAGCUCAACAAGCUCAACGGCGCAGACGACGAGCUCGACAACGACAUCGGCGAUGAGCCAGAGAGCGCCGACUUGCUCAAUCGCGAUCCCAAGCAGUGGAAGGGACAGGACCACUACGCUGUCCUCGGUCUCUCUGGUUUGCGUUACAAAGCUACCCCGAACCAGAUCAAGAUCGCUCACCGAAAGAAGGUGCUCAAGCAUCACCCUGACAAGAAGGCGGGCGCUUCUGGUCUUACCAACGACGAUUCGUUCUUCAAGUGCGUGGCAAAGGCGCAUGACGUCCUCUCCAAUCCGGAGAAGCGCCGUCAAUUCGACUCAGUCGACGAGGGUGUAGACGACGACGAUGUACCCACAGGAAAGGAGAAGCCUGAGCAAUUCUUCAAGCUCUGGGGCCCCGUCUUCGAACGCGAGUCCCGCUUCUCAGUCACAGAGAAGAAUGGCCCCACGCCCGCUUUGGGCGACCUCGACUCUUCCCGCUCCCACGUCGAUGAAUUCUACGACUUCUGGUACAAUUUCGACAGCUGGCGCAGCUUCGAGUACCUGGACAAGGAGGUCAACGAGGGCAGCGAUGACCGUGCAGACAAGCGUUACCAGGAGAAGAAGAACAGGAACGAGCGCGCAGCGAGGAAAAAGGAAGACAAUGCUCGCCUGCGUAACUUGGUGGACAAGGCCUUGAGCCUUGACCCUCGCAUCAAGAAGUUCAAGCAGGAGGACAAGGCUGCCCGUGAGGCCAAGAAGAACAAGGGACGUCCUGGUGCUCCCGCAGCGGGCAAGACGCCUCAGCAGCUUGCUCAGGAGAAGGCGGCCAAGGAGGCCGAAGAGAAGAAGGCUGCCGAGGAGGCCAAGAAGAAGGAGGAGGCGGACAAGGCUGGUCGACAAGACGCCAAGAAGGCGCGCGAAGCGGCCAAGAAGGCGCUCAAGAAGGAGAAGAAGAAGCUGGCAGACGCUAUCACUUCGAACAACUACUUCCAGCCUGCCGGAAGCGCUCCUUCUGCUCAGGUGAUUGAGAAGGCUCUCAACUCGCUCGAUGCUCUCGUGGCUAAGCUGGGCGAGGAAGAUCCUACAUUGGUCGUCAAGCUGCGCGAGGAUGUCGAGAAGGCGGGCGACAAGAAGGCCGUGCUUAACAAGGCGGCUGAGGAAAAGGGUGUUGGUGCUGCCGCCUUUGACUAAUUCGCGUGCCACACUACAACCCGCUUUGGUCAUGUAGACAGACUCAUUCUCUCAAUACACACUUUGGACUUGCCCAC
Messenger RNA from Jaminaea rosea, 1484 nucleotides. Its product is annotated as DnaJ-domain-containing protein. Gene Ontology annotation, biological process: regulation of translational fidelity; 'de novo' cotranslational protein folding. Gene Ontology annotation, cellular component: cytosol. Gene Ontology annotation, molecular function: Hsp70 protein binding; ribosome binding. The record is from RefSeq and is a predicted model, not a curated record. The coding region runs from base 40 to 1407 and encodes 455 amino acids. The transcript has a single exon. NCBI's taxonomy places the organism in Eukaryota, Fungi, Basidiomycota, Exobasidiomycetes, Microstromatales.